Molecule: messenger RNA, 1034 nt
Organism: Orbicella faveolata
Lineage: Eukaryota; Metazoa; Cnidaria; Anthozoa; Scleractinia; Merulinidae
Biological process (GO): protein phosphorylation; hormone-mediated signaling pathway; adenylate cyclase-activating G protein-coupled receptor signaling pathway
Cellular component (GO): plasma membrane
Molecular function (GO): ATP binding; G protein-coupled peptide receptor activity; protein binding
Source: RefSeq, a predicted model, not a curated record
CGAUUACAAACUAUUAAAUUGCUUAAUAACAAACCUUUAAUUCAUUCAUAAUAGAUCUUUUACUAUUUCACUAACGACUCAGGAGUAGAGAAGGGAAAAAGAAGGAUUGUUGAUGUUAAGGUCGAAGUGGCCUUAAUUGCACAGCUUAACUCAGAAAACGUCGAAGAUUGGACAGUCAAAGGAUGGAAAAUAUCUGGUGGCCUGGGAAUGGUCAACGAACUACUUAGUGGGCUGGUUGAGAGUCCAUUGUUGCCAUGGAAACCAUUUUACAAGGACGUUGGGUUUUGCCUCCGUUUUAGUUUCCAACUUCCUACGAGGUUCGACUCUUCAUUGGAAGUUUACAUUAAAACACCCCAAGAGAAAGUUUUAAUUUGGAAACUGCGUGGUUACCAAGGAAACAAAUGGAACAGUGGGACGAUCACUUUAAGACCACAAGAGGAAAUUCAAAUCGUAUUUCAAGGCCUCAGUGCAGUGAACGGCACUCCCAGCAUACUUGUUGACAACAUCGCAAUUACAACCGAGGCAUGUGCAACGACUCCAUCCUACGCGUCUCCAGACUUUAGUUGUAGUCCCAAUGAGUUUCAAUGUGAUAAUGGUCAAUGCACGAGCUCCACACAUCGCUGCGACAAUGACAUCAACUGUAUUGACGGUUCAGACGAGAAGGAUUGCACUUGCCUAAAAGUAGAGUUACCAUGUUCUUCGGGGGGUUGUGUUCCAUCCGAUAAACUAUGCAAUGGAUUAGAUGACUGCUCAGAUGGUACAGAUGAGCGCUUUUGUGGGACCUCGUGCUCAGGUAACUUGUUUCAAUGCGCAGAUGGUGCAUGCGUUCCAUGGUCCUCAACGUGCCGCCGGGACAACCUUCCAGUUUGUCAAGAUGGAUCCCACUUGCCUUCAAUUUGUGGAUCAAGUGAAUGUCCUCUGAACAAUCUCAACUGUAAAGAUAACACCUCCGAAACUGACUGUGACAAAUACUUUAAAGGCGAGUAUAUUUUGAUUAGUAAUUACAAAUAACAGUUUAACGGGGAAACCUAGCA